This is a messenger RNA of Osmerus eperlanus (European smelt), 5591 nucleotides long. It is a transcript of the gene grk4, whose product is annotated as G protein-coupled receptor kinase 4. Lineage: Eukaryota; Metazoa; Chordata; Actinopteri; Osmeriformes; Osmeridae. Bases 272 to 2005 code for a protein of 577 amino acids. The record is from RefSeq and is a predicted model, not a curated record. Gene Ontology annotation, cellular component: cytoplasm. The transcript has 17 exons. Gene Ontology annotation, biological process: protein phosphorylation; regulation of signal transduction; signal transduction. Gene Ontology annotation, molecular function: G protein-coupled receptor kinase activity; ATP binding.
UGCUCCCGUUGUGCGAGCGAGGAGGGAGUGUGCGAAGCGAAGCAGGAAGGAAGGCAAGGGAAGGACUGAAUGUUAAGGCGAGUUAACGUCGUUGCUUAGCUUAAAGGUGGGGUUUUUUAAACAUCAAGCGAUGGAGAACUAUCACUAUUAACCUAGUAUGCGCCAGUGCAGAAUUCGCGCUGAUCGGAACCAUCGUCAUCGUCAGCAGACUAUCUUCAUCUUUUCCGCUAAGUGAAAUGUAUCGCGACUGCAAGGGAUCCGGAUUUUGACAAUGGAGAUAGAAAAUAUCGUGGCCAACACGGUUCUUCUCAAGGCAAGAGAAGGUGGAGGAGGGAAAAGGAAUGGCCGCAGUAAGAAAUGGAAAGAGAUGUUGAAACUUCCUCACAUCAGUCUGUGCGAGGAGCUACGACGCACCAUUGACAGGGACUACAGCAGUCUGUGUGAGAGGCAGCCGAUUGGCCGACUGCUGUUCCGUCAGUACUGUGACACUAGGCCGGAGCUCAAACGCUGCAUCGAGUUUAUGGACGCUGUGUGGAAUGAUGAAGAGGCUCUGUACCAGCUGGCUCCAGAUGAGAAGAGGAGGGACUACGGACUGAAUCUUUUAGACACAUACUUUAAUAAUGGGUCAGCGGCCCAUCUACGAGACAUACCUCAGGACGUGGUGGGGGAGUGUCGUGAGAAGCUGGAGCAGACCCCCUGCAAGGAGCUCUUCAACGAGUGCACCAGGAUUGCUCGUGAGUACCUGAGUGGAGCACCCUUCUCUGCCUACCAGGAGACCAUGUACUUCUCUCGCUUCCUGCAGUGGAAGUGGCUGGAGAGGCAACCAGUAACCAAAAAUACCUUCAGACAUUACAGAGUACUAGGAAAAGGUGGAUUUGGCGAGGUUUGUGCCUGCCAGGUUCGGGCCACUGGUAAGAUGUACGCCUGUAAAAAGCUGGAAAAGAAACGCGUGAAGAAGAGAAAAGGUGAAGCAAUGGCACUAAACGAAAAACGCAUUUUAGAAAAAGUUAACAGUAGUUUUGUAGUUAGUUUAGCCUACGCGUAUGAGACCAAGGACGCCCUGUGUCUAGUGCUGACCAUCAUGAACGGGGGCGAUCUCAAGUUCCACAUCUACAACAUGGGCAACUCUGGCUUCGAUGAGCAAAGAGCCAUCUUCUACGCUGCCGAGAUCUGCUGUGGCCUGGAGGAUCUACACCGUGAAAGGAUCGUCUACAGGGAUUUGAAACCUGAGAACAUUCUCCUGGACGACCGUGGACACAUCCGCAUCUCUGACCUGGGGCUGGCCGUCCAAAUCCCAGACGGAGAGACGAUACGAGGGAGAGUGGGCACCGUCGGUUACAUGGCCCCAGAGGUGAUCCAGAAUGAGAGCUAUUCCUUCAGCCCAGACUGGUGGGGCCUGGGCUGCCUGGUUUUUGAGAUGAUCCAAGGCCAGUCCCCCUUCCGCAGGCGCAAGGAGCGAGUGAAGAGGGAGGAGGUGGACAGACGAGUGCGUGAGGACCCCGAGGAGUAUUCCGAUAAGUUCUCAGAGGAGUCCAAGGACAUCUGCAGACAGCUGCUGACGAAGGACCCCAAGGAGCGUCUGGGCUGCCAGGGGCGUGGCGCCGUGGAGGUCAAGCAGCACGCCAUCUUCAGAAACAUCAACUUCAAACGUCUGGAGGCCAACAUGCUGGAUCCACCCUUUAGCCCAGACCCAAGGGCCGUGUACUGUAAAGAUGUCCUUGACAUCGAGCAGUUCUCCACAGUCAAAGGUGUCAACCUUGACCCAACGGACGAUGACUUCUACCACAAGUUUGUCACAGGCAGUGUCUCCAUCCCCUGGCAGAACGAGAUGAUUGAGAUGGAGUGCUUCAAGGAGAUCAACGUGUAUGAGACGGACGGGACGCUGUGCUCCGACCUGGACGUGAACCGACCCCACCCCCCACCAAAGAGAGGAUUCUUUUACCGCCUCUUCAGACGCGAGGCAAGUUCUAGCGCUCCCGCGGCGGUCCGAGGGGGUGGGGGUUAAGGUCUGCUUUAAAAGUGGCUACAGCGAGGAAGAGACAGAUGAUCCCGCUCACCUCUAAACCACUCCCCCCUUCCCCCAUCUCACCCCUCCCCCUCACCAACACCCCGUCCCACCCCUCCGCCCCACGGCAACAGUCGCCGCCCAUCAAGAGCGCAGAUCUUACGAACUCGAUGAAUGUUGACCUGUAUUUAUGAGAUGUAUUAAAAGUGUAUUAUAAUUAAAAGAAAAAGUAUGAGUUUAAAGAUUUUGUACAUUUGUACUUGAAUUAUGUCUAGAUGUAUAUUUUCACUAAAGGUUGUAUUGUACAAAAAAGCCAUAUAAGUACCACUUGAAUGCAUACAUAACAUGUAUUUUUUCUUUUCUUUAGAAUGAUUAUGGAAAACGAGUAUUGAGGAUUGCUUUUUUUUGUCUUUUUUUUUCUAGUUUUUUUUAAGAAGCACAGUAAAGCUAGUAUUUUGAUUUUCUCGAUGUAGCAUAAAGUCUCUUUCUUUUCUUUUUUAUGUCAAGUGCUUUUCCCAGCGUCAGAUUCUAAUAUCAUUAUGUCAUGUACACCCAGUUCCAAACCAAACCCUUCCACCUAAACUCCAAAGACCCUGUCCAUAUUAAUGAAGACUGCACAAGUGUACAAAGCAUUGCACAAAAUAGAAGUUGUCUGCUCUGUCACAAUAUUGUGAAGUCUGCUAAGUUGCCCUUCACUCUAAGUGUGCUAGGCCAGUGUAUAAGGGUCUCUGGUUUGAUUUGGAAUUGGGUCCCACAGUAAUUCCUGUUCCUUUCUUGGUGCCCUGGUAACAUUCUGGAUUGGACUGGUUUGCCUACCAUUGGUGUUGUUAAAUGGAGUAAGGGCGAGUGACAGCCAUUUUAUUAAUACUUGUUACUAUCCAGCAGUGACAUAAUUGAUUAAUUUUAUAUAUUGAAUCUAUACUCGAAUCAAUCUCAUAUUUGGCAAGUGAAAAAGGAAGAAUACUAUAAAAGGUCUCAGAGAAUCCAAAUUAAAUUAGAUAUAUUUUUCACUCACAAAGGGAUAUUUAAAGUAGGCUAGAUAUGGAAUAGACUUUGUAUCAUUGUCAUUCCUAGAAUCCACUAGUCUCUGUUAAGCUCAGACACUCAGAGAGCGUUCUCAGAAUCCAGUGCUUCAUUCCAAAUGGGAUUGUGUAUCCACUGGGAAAGCACCAUGAGGAAAGUCUCCUGCAUCCUUCACUCAGGAGGUUUUCUUGCAAUACAUCCUUCUCCAAUCUUCUUUGAUUGAACUCACUAUUUCACAUUUCAACAACAUUGUUUGCUUGGUGUGAACACAUGACGUUAUAGUUGAAAGCGCUCAUUACCUGAAAUGCCUCAUCACUUGCAAUCAACAUUCCACAUUUUCAGAAAGAGAAAGGAAGCAAAAAAGAAAGAAGAUAGGAGUGUGUAGAGUAAAUUGGAGGCCUUAAGCGAUGAAGAUAAAAAUGACGAUGAACUUGAUAUACAGUAUCAGAAACUGACAUUUCAAUUCAGACUGGCUUCCUCUUGAAGACAAAAUAGCUUGAAUCAGAACUUGCAACAACGACUUUCAUCGGAUAAAACUAUGGAUCUGAAUUAUGUUUCAGAAUUUCUUUGUCACCCGUCGCAAAGUACCAUCUGUCAAUAACGCCAAGGCAGUUCCCUCAUUCACUUCAAUACUUCUUUAUUUUAAUGUUUUAACUCUGGCAGCCCAUGGUAUGGUUUUAACUACAUGUCCUGUCUACAUUGUCAGUGGCUUUCCCUAGUUGAAAGUGGCAGACUGACACUGACUAAGGAAGAGAGACUUGCAUACGGACUUGCAUCAUUGACUCUACCAUGUCUUGUUUGUCCCUCUUGCUCUUCUCAUAGGAAUGACUUGAGAUGUGUUAUGUGUGGAAAAAAAAUUCUAACUAUAUAUAAUAUACAGUAUAUAUGAUCCCCAAUGUACAGGAAAUCUAAAGACUCACAGGGUCACGUUUUUUUGUGUGCUUUUGUCAUGCUAUAGGAAACAUCCCUUCCACUUCAUCCUGUUAUGGCGGUGACCUGUACAUUUAGUCACCGUGUCACAAGUGUCACUAAGGUCAACUUUUGUCAUCCAUCUUUGUUUUUGUUGUCUUUUUUUCUUUCCAGGGAAUACUAGUCACCAGUGUAAUCCUACUUUUUAAUGCUGUGAAAUACUUACGUUGAAUCUGUUUCUUCUUGUUAUGCGUGCAAAUCAUACUGUCACCAUGACCCCGUUGAACCCUUUAAUGGACAAUCUGGUUAUCAAUUUGAGGUUUGACUUUCAUGACACAGUGCUGUACUCCAGAAUUUUGGUCAUCCUUUUGUGAUGCCGUCAAUGAUGGACCACUGCUCUUCGAUGUAAACAAUCAAUCAGAAUCUGGGUAAAUAAUCCAAACUGAAGAUAGAAUUAGCUUUUUUUUGCCGUCCUCAAAUAGUCAUAUUAUGUCAGUAGGAUCCUACAUCACUUUUAUCCAUAUGUACCCAGUCAUUGUAUAUCUCACAGUACGCAGAUUUUUCUCUGGUUCCCGUUUGCCCUCACAUGGUGGAAAGCCUGCUACGCUCUAAUAGAUGCCCCCUCUACAGCACGUUCUUUAGCCACAUUAGGGGGGUGAAAUAGUAGCUAAGCUUGCUCUGGUCAAUGGCUUGGUGUUUCUCCACUUCCUUUUCUUCAGUGUUACUUGCAGGCCGUUACGAAGCCACUUCCUCUCGUUAUGUCUAGUCUUGUUCUUAUAGCCUCAAAGACCAUGUACAUGAUGGACUUCUAAAGCUGGAAGCUCUUUAAAAGUGGCAACCCGCCUACAAACGCACAUGCACUCACACACAGACAUGCUCACACACUGUCACACACUCCGGGAAAGGUUUGCCAUUAUAGCAGUAAACAGAUGUUUAGUAUCAUUGCACUAUAGAGUGUUCUAACAAUGACAAUAGCAACUGUCUUGAUGUACCUUGUUGCCGACAAUGCCAACCAUGUCAUCAAAUAAAAAAAAUGAUAUUUUUAUUGUUAUUUUUAUGAUGUGACAUUUUAACUGAAGACCUUUUACCAACAUACAGUUUAUGUGCCAAUUACUCACGUUUGUUUUGCUUUGGUUUUUCCCCUCUCUACCCUUCCAUUUCUGAGAGGUCCUAAAUGCGGCUGAAGAGGAACUUACAGCUCAAACAGUUUUGAAUGUCCGCACCAAGUGCAUUGUAAUGCCUGUUUUAAAGAAAUACUUAUGUUUGACUCAAGCAUGUCUUGGUUAUAAACUUCAGGUUUCUUGACUUACACGGUCUUCACAUCUAACCAUACCGUAUCUGGUAGAUGAAGAGACCUUUAGCAACUCAAGGUGACCGGGUGACUUAUUAGGCUGUUUUUUAUUUCAUUUUUUUAUUUUUUUAUUUUUUUAUGUACAGUCAUGUUGUUCAACCACUGCAGUCAAUGUAAUUCUUGUACAAGUUGUAUCACUGGGUGUUGUACCAUAUCUGACAUUUGUAAUUAUGAAAUAAUACACUGCCGUUUGUAUAAAAAACAAACUUGACUCCCCGACUCUUUUGUUCUAUAUAUAAUUUUUAUGACCGAUUACAAGUACAUCUGAUUAAUGUUUGCAGUUUAAUAAAUAAAUAAAAAUCA